AGUUCCGCGUUUGAGUGUAUGUGCAGUCGUGCAUUGAACUACACUGCAUGUUUGAACAGUACGAUAUUCACAUUUGUCAAUUAAUCUCUAUUUAAUCAGAGGGAAUCAGAGAUUGAACUCACCGCAGCUGGACAUCUAUUCUGGUAGCAUCACUGAUGAUGGACACCGCUGCAGCAGUUCUCCAUCCUUACUGGCCACGGGACCUCCUGAUUCCCACCUACGUGGCCAAUGAUCGCUCUAUGUCAGAGAUCCUGGCCUUUUUAUUUUCCGUGUCUGGAGUGUUUCUGCUGGUGACCUGGCUGAUCACCGGCCAGAGAGGAAGCACUGGCAGCCUGGGGACAUGGAGACGUCUGGCUGUGUGCUGGUUUGCCGUUUGUGGCUUCAUCCACGGCGUCAUCGAGGGCUGGUUCUCGCUGUAUUAUGAUAUUAUUCCAGGAGACCAGAGCUUCCUGUCACAGCUGUGGAAGGAGUACUCUAAAGGAGACAGUCGAUAUGUAAUAGCUGAUAACUUCACUGUUUGCAUGGAGACUGUGACUGCUUGGUUAUGGGGACCGUUCAGCUUUUGGGCUGUAUAUGCCUUUUUAACCAACAGGCCCUACAGAUUUGUGCUGCAACUCAUCAUUUCAUUAGGUCAGCUGUAUGGAGCGGUGCUUUACUUCUUCACAGAGCACAGAGAUGGCUACGCUCACAGCGAGUUGGGACAUCCAGUCUACUUCUGGUUCUACUUUGUGUUCAUGAACGCGUUGUGGAUCGUUAUACCGCUUUCGCUCAUCGUGGAUGCAUGGAGACAGCUGUCAGCGGCCCAGACACAAACAGACAACACAAAGUCACACAAGAGUAAAAGGAAAUGAGCUGCAACAGGCCGAACAGACUGUGGGACUGUUGGACACUGACUACAGGGAUACAGGACCACUGGGGAGCAAAUGUUUCUAUAUUUUUGAAUAAAAAGAUACAGCAAAAGAAAUUGAAGUUGCAUUACGUCCCUUUUGAAUUUGAAUAUCAAAUCAUUGUCAAUACACUAAGAAUUUCAUGUCAUUGCAACCUUUCUUUGUACUUCUGUCAGUGAAGCUUUAAAUUUUGUUGCUGAGCAAAAUAAAUCACAUGUUCAUUUAUAACACCA
Stegastes partitus (bicolor damselfish) is the source of this 1120-nucleotide messenger RNA. It is a transcript of the gene ebp, whose product is annotated as EBP cholestenol delta-isomerase. The coding region runs from base 156 to 851 and encodes 231 amino acids. Gene Ontology annotation, cellular component: endoplasmic reticulum; membrane. The record is from RefSeq and is a predicted model, not a curated record. Gene Ontology annotation, molecular function: C-8 sterol isomerase activity; steroid Delta-isomerase activity; cholestenol delta-isomerase activity. The transcript is spliced from 5 exons. NCBI's taxonomy places the organism in Eukaryota, Metazoa, Chordata, Actinopteri, Pomacentridae. Gene Ontology annotation, biological process: cholesterol biosynthetic process.